This is a messenger RNA of Hevea brasiliensis (rubber tree), 2421 nucleotides long. RefSeq lists its product as uncharacterized. The record is from RefSeq and is a predicted model, not a curated record. NCBI's taxonomy places the organism in Eukaryota, Viridiplantae, Streptophyta, Magnoliopsida, Malpighiales, Euphorbiaceae. The transcript has 5 exons. The coding region runs from base 1 to 2421 and encodes 806 amino acids.
AUGUAUUAUUUUCCUUUGACACCAAGGCUUCAGAAACUCUAUGCUUCUGAGGCAACAGCUGCAAAAAUGCGGUGGCAUGCUGAGCAUAACAUCGAAGAUGAUGUCAUGUGUCAUCUGUCUGAUUCUGAGGCAUGGAAGCACUUUAAUCGCACCCACCCAAUGUUUGCAGUUGAAAUUCGGAAUGUCAGGCUGGGAUUGUGUACUGAUGAAUUUCAACCAUUUGGACAAUCAGGACAGCAAUACUCAUGUUGGCCAGUAAUAAUUACCCCAUAUAAUUUGCCACCCGGUAUGUGUAUGAAGGAGCCGUAUUUAUUUUUAUCGAUAAUAGUACCUGGGCCACAGAAUCCCAAGCAUCGAUUAGAUGUCUAUUUGCAACCAUUAAUUGUUGAAUUAACUCAAUUAUGGCAUGUGGGGGUGCAGACAUAUGAUGCAUCUAAAAAGCAAAAUUUCCAAAUGUAUGCUGCUCUUAUGUGGACAAUUAGUGAUUUCCCUGCUUAUUCAAUGUUGUCCGGGUGGAGCACUGCUGGGAGAUUAGCAUGUCCAUAUUGUGUGGAUUAUUCAGAUGCAUUUUCAUUGAGUCACGGGGGGAAAAUUAGUUGGUUUGAUAAUCACCGUAAGUUUCUUCCACAAAACCAUCCAUUUAGACGAAACAGAGUAAAUUUCCUUAAAGGAAAAGCAUGCACAAAUCAGUCUCCUCCAAUUAUAAACAGUGAAGACACUUUUUUACAAAUAGAGGAUUUAGGACUUAGGAGGGUAACGGAUAAUGAUGGUGAAGCCAUCAAUGCUGCCAUAGCCAGAAACACUGGUUGGCGAAAAAGGAGCAUAUUUUGGGAUUUACCAUAUUGGUCUUCCAAUCUCAUUCGACAUAACUUAGAUGUUAUGCACAUCAAGAAAAAUAUCUUUGAGAAUAAUUUUAACACAGUGAUGAAUAUUGAAGGGAAAACAAAGGAUAAUGCAAAAGCAAGAGAAGAUAUUACACAGUUAUGUCGUAGAAAAGAGUUAGAGAAGGAUGUGCGAAUAGGUAAAUACCCUAAGGCUUGCUAUACUCUUGAUAAACAGCAAAAGCAGAAAUUAUGUGAAUGGAGAUUAUUACCAAUUGCAUUUCGUGAGUUCCUUCCAAACACAGUUUGGCAAGCAUUGAUUGAGUUGAGCUUGUUUUUCAAAAAUCUUACUGCUACAAAUAUUAAGGUGCAAGAUAUGGAACGUCUGGAAGUAGAAAUUCCUAUUAUUAUUUGCAAGUUAGAGCGUAUAUUUCCUCCUGCCUUCUUUGACUCAAUGGAACAUAUUCCCAUUCAUCUGCCGUAUGAGACAAAAAUUGCAGGACCAGUACAAUAUCGAUGGAUGUAUCCUUUUGAGAGAUUUUUGGGACACCUGAAGAAAAAUGUAAAGAACAAAGCAAAAGUAGAAGGUUCAAUAUGUAAUGCAUACUUAGUUGAAGAGGCAUCCAAUUUUUGUGCGCAUUAUUUUGAGUCUCAUGUCAUAACGUGGGAUCGACAAGUUCCCCGUAAUGAUGAUGGUGGGGACAAUGAUGAAAUAGAAGAAAAUUUAUCAAUAUUCAAGUAUCCUGGUCGACCAUAUGGCAGAGCUAAAACAAGAUGGUUAGGAGAUGAUGAAUAUAAGGCUGCCCAUAUAUAUGUCCUUCUAAAUUGCCCUAAAAUUGACAUAUAUUUGAAGAUGUUCCACACUGAACUACAACAGACGUCACAUAAUAUCAGUGAUGCAGAAGUUAAUGAAUUAAUAGAACAAAGAUUUUCAAAUUGGUUCAAAUCUCAUGCAAGGAGUGCAAACAUUGACAAUAAAUUCAUUAAGGAUUUAGCAGAGGGACCAUUGAAAAGUGUGAUAUCAUAUCCUGUGUAUUUCAUAAAUGGAUAUAGAUUUCACACAAUCAAUCAUGGCGUCAAUCGAUCCACGAUGAAUAGUGGAGUUUGCAUUAGGGGAUCAACAUAUGGUGACACAACUGAUGAUUACUAUGGUCUCUUGAAAGAGGUAAUUCAACUAGAGUACCCUGCAUUACCAAUAAAAAGAGUUGUUCUCUUCAAGUGUGAAUGGUUUGAUAUAACUCCAAAUGUGGGUAUUAAGGUCCACAAACACUAUAACUUGGUGGACAUCAAUCACAGAAAGAGAUUGAAUAAAUAUGAACCAUUCAUACUUGCUUCACAAGCAGAACAAAUGGUUUACAUCCCUUAUCCGAGCUUGAGACGAGACAAGGCUGAUUGGUAUACAGUGUGUAAAGUGAAGCCUAGGGCCACGGUCGUCAUGCCUCAAAUAAAUGUAACAGAGCCAAUACUUGACCAAGCAUUCCAAAAUGAGGCAGUACAAGUGUUACAAAUUGAUACAGAAGUUGCAGAUGAACAUAUUGGACCCUUAGAUGAUCCAAGUGGUGAACCACUAGAGCUUGCAUCUGUUAAAGAAGAGGAAUAA